Scomber scombrus (Atlantic mackerel) is the source of this 856-nucleotide messenger RNA. Its product is annotated as acyl-CoA-binding protein-like. Gene Ontology annotation, biological process: fatty acid metabolic process. The transcript is spliced from 4 exons. Gene Ontology annotation, molecular function: fatty-acyl-CoA binding. The record is from RefSeq and is a predicted model, not a curated record. Bases 1 to 297 code for a protein of 98 amino acids. NCBI's taxonomy places the organism in Eukaryota, Metazoa, Chordata, Actinopteri, Scombriformes, Scombridae.
AUGACUAUCUUUGUAUCAGCUUGUAUUUUCUGUCCCUACAAGGAAGCCUUUGAAAAAGCAGCAGAAGAAGCCAAAGUAUUGAAACAGAGACCAACCCGUGAAGAACUGUCUGACCUUUAUGGUUUAUACAAACAAGCCACAGCUGGAGAUGUUAACAUAGAUCGUCCAGGGAUGUUUGACAUCAUAGGAAAAGGAAAAUGGGAUGCGUGGAAUGAAAAGAAAGGUCUGUCAAAAGAAGAAGCAAUGGCCCUUUAUAUUGAGUUGGUGGAGAAGCUGAAAGCAAUAUAUGGAAUCUAGAGUUCAUUUCUCACAAAUACUUUAGUAUUUUCAGUGUCAUAUCUCCUUUUUUUAUUGACACAAGAAAGCUUAGCCUGCAUUAAGACUGGAUUUAGAUUUAGAAACAACUCAUCUGGCAACGGUAAAAAAAACCAAAGCCAGACAGAGCUAUGCUAACUUUAACCCUGUUUUUAGUCUUGAUGCGAAGCUAAGCUAUCAAUCAGUCAGACUUAAUUUGUAUAUCACUUUUUCCUUAUACACACACACACACACACACACACAAACGUUACUUGACUACAUGACUUUAUUAUUAAUAAAGCAUUUAAUAAUAACAGCUAUUUAUAAAAACCGGAACUGAGGAAACACUACUAUAAAUCCCAUUACUUUGCAAUGAGAAAACAGCAGAGGCAGAAUCAGACAUGAAUAAAAUAAGGUAAUAAUAGAACAGUGAGGUAUGAAAAAAAUUAAAUAACAAAAUAAAAUUAAAAACUCGGAGCAGUAUCUUCUUUUUUAAGGCAAAAAAGUGAAUAAGUGAAUUUCCUAAAAUGCAAAUAAACUUCCAUAUAAAAACUUUCAUUAC